GAACCAUUUCAAAAACCCCAUUCAAUAUUUGCAAAUAAGCUUGGAGGCUUAUAGCUAUCUAUACACACACAUAUAUAUAACAAUUUAUAUAUACAUGUAUAGAUUGAAGGAAGAAGACGACAGCCAAAAGCUGCAGAAGUGGCCAUAGCCCAUAGGGGAGAGAGAGAGAGUGAGUAGUUGUCUAGAAUCACAAUCUGCUAACAUACACCUCUAAAACUUCAGCUUGGCAUUUUCACAAACACUUGGUAGACUUUGCUUUCAACUUCAGUUUUGGUCCCAAAAAAUUGGUUCAGAACAUAAAGAAUGAAACUUUAUGGCCUUUCUCUUAAUGGGGUUUCCCAAAUGUCUUUGUUAAGAACAACUUGGCUUGUAGAAUCUUUGUUUGGAAACCAAUGCAGAUUCAUGACCACUAGUAAAAGGGUCCAAGAUAGAAGCAAGACCAAGAGAGUUCAUGAUCUUGAAAUAGUGACAGAGAAAUGGAAGAUAGCUUUUAAAGCUUUGUUAUUAAUGGAGGUUCUGAAGCAAGAGCCUGAAAUGGUAAUCCCUGUAAGGUCUCUACAACAAUACAGGAGACAGAUUAAUCUUCCAAAGCCUCAUAAGGUCUCUGAUUUUAUCCGAAAAUCGCCUAAACUUUUCGAGCUUUACAAGGAUAGAAAAGGGGUUUUGUGGUGUGGGAUGACAAAAAGAGGUGAAGAUUUGGUUGAAGAGGAAGAGAGAUUGAUUAAGGAGCAUGAAGAUAAGGCUGCUGAACAUGUCACUAGAUUACUAAUGAUGUCAAUUGAUAAAUGCCUUGCAUUGGAUAAGAUUUCCCAUUUCAGGAGAGAUUUUGGGUUGCCUGUCGAUUUUCGAACCAAUUGGGUUCAUAAGUAUCCUCAAAACUUCAAGCUUGUUAAAAAUGGUGAAGGUGCUCAGUUUUUGGAGCUUGUUGAUUGGAAUCCUGCUUGGGCAAUAACAGAGUUAGAGAAGAAAGUAAUGGGGAUUACUGAGCUCAAUGAUCAUACCCCGGGAAUGCUUUCGCUUCCUUUUCCAUUGAAGUUUCCACCUGAAUAUAAGAAAGUUUAUAGAUAUGGAGGAAAGAUAGCACAUUUUCAGAAGAGGUCUUACUUGUCACCUUAUGCUGAUGCAAGAGGACUUGAGGCUGGUUCACAUGAAUUCGACAAGAGGGCCAUUGCGGUUAUGCACGAGCUGCUUAGCUUCACCAUUGAGAAGAGAUUGGUUACUACUGAUCAUCUAACACAUUUUCGAAGAGAGUUUGUUAUGCCUCAGAAACUUAUGAGACUUCUUUUGAAGCAUUUUGGGAUUUUCUAUGUUUCUGAGAGAGGAAAGAGGUUUAGUGUGUUCUUAACUGAAGCUUAUGAAGGUACUGAGUUGAAGGAGAAAGGUCCUUUGGUUCUAUGGAAGGAGAAAGUCCAGAGCUUUACUGGUUAUAGAGGAAAGAGGAAGAACUUUGAAUGUUUUGAUGACGGCGAAUCAGACAUGGAUGAAGAAGAAGACGAAGAUAAUGGCUCGGUUCGGAGAAAUUCUGAAAGUGAGAGCAGUUGUUUGGAACUUGAGGAAGAAGAAUAUGGUAGUGAUUUAGAGGAGGGUUUAGUAGCUGAUGAUGCUGAAAAUGAAAUGGAGAUUGAAGAGGUUUGCAAUGCAUACAAGGAAGAUAUAUGAAAGUUUUUAUUAUUAACUUUUCCCAGAAAAAUGUAACUAGACAUAACAAAAGAUAUAAGGGAGAAUGGAUCAGUUUGAUGUAUUAAUAUACAAUUCAUUUUAUGAAAAAGUUUUUAUUAUUACAA
Molecule: messenger RNA, 1784 nt
Organism: Cannabis sativa
Lineage: Eukaryota; Viridiplantae; Streptophyta; Magnoliopsida; Rosales; Cannabaceae
Product: protein WHAT'S THIS FACTOR 1 homolog, chloroplastic-like
Exons: 1
Coding region: 304-1659 (451 amino acids)
Molecular function (GO): RNA binding
Source: RefSeq, a predicted model, not a curated record